UUUCAUUUUGCCUCUUUCCAUGCCUUUAAAAACUCGGUAGGAGUUUGAACGCCAAAUCUGAAAUUUGAAAAACAGUUGAAUAACGGAAUAGACAAAAUAAACAAAAGAAAUAAGCAAAAUACAGGAACCAUAAUUCACUCCACUCCUUCAUCGCAAAAAGCUCCCUCACUUUCUCUCGCGCUCAUUUUCGCCCCCUUUUUCUCUGUAAUUCUACGUUCUAGGGUUAGGGUUCUUAAAAAAAAUUCUCCAAAAUUCUCCUAAUUCCUAUCUCAAAAUCUACAUAAGUUCCACUACUGAAACAAUGAGAACCAAUUGUUGCCACAAGUUAUUGGCAUUCAAUCUGAAAUUCCUUAAUUUCUUGCAAUUUUUCCUCGGAUUUUCGACUGUGAUUUACUCCGCUUACUUGCUAAAUCAGUGGCAAAGCCAAGCUCCAGUUGUUCCUUCGCCUCCAUCUCCAGCUCCGCCGCCGAAUUAUCUUCCUUCUCUUACCACCAUUGGAGGAUCGCUAGAUGUUGCUGAUCGGAUUGAGUCCUAUAAUCUCGGCGUCGAAUUUGUCUCGGGGUCGGAAAUCAAUUUGGUCUCGCAUUUGCAUUUCAUUCAGCUUCCUGCUCCAUGGUUCGUAUACUUAUUGAUGGUGGUUGGUGGUAUACUAUGCUGUAUGUCUUGCAUUGGUCACAUUGCAGCUGAAGGAUUAAGUGGUUGUUGCCUCUGCUUUUACAUUUUCCUUUCAAUUGUGCUCAUUUUACUUGAAGCAGCUGCGGUGGUAUUUAUUGCAGCUGACCGAUAUUGGGAUAAGGAUCUUCCUUAUGACCCAACUGGGGAGCUUGAGAAGCUUAAAUCCUUUGUUGAAGAGAAUGUUGAUAUAUGCAAGUGGCUGGGCCUUACUUUGCUCAGUGUCCAGGCAUUGUCGCUCCUGUUAUCAUUGGUCCUCCGAGCUAUGAUUUCUACUUCAAGAGAAGAGCCUGAUGUUGAGGAAGGUGAUGCUUCUGGGAGAGAUAGCACAAGGAACCCACUGCUUUACUCUCAAUCUAAUCAAUCGUCUGCGACAGUAAAGGGUGAAGGAAGGGGGGCUGGUUCUGACAUCUGGACGACACAGAUAAGACAGAAGUAUGGACUGAACAAUGAGUCAUCAAGAAAUCAGUCUCUGAAUGCACCAUCUGGUACGACUUCCUAGUUCUCAAUAAGGCAGGUAUCAUCCUAAACAACGAAGAGAAGUGGUAAAUACCACAUUCGGAUCAGAGCUAAUGGACAAUUUCAAUGUAUAGUUACCCAAUUCUUCAUUUUCUCUAUUCCUGGGAAAUAAUCUUCUGUUUGGUUUGAUAUAAAUCUAAUCAAGUUGUGUUCUAUCCCUGAACUUUGAGGUUAUUGAAUGCCCUGUAUGAAGUUUUGGAAAUCAAUCUAUUUAGUUAUUACUUAUUAGCACACAA
This is a messenger RNA of Spinacia oleracea (spinach), 1427 nucleotides long. RefSeq names its product tetraspanin-18. Bases 302 to 1174 code for a protein of 290 amino acids. The transcript has 6 exons. NCBI's taxonomy places the organism in Eukaryota, Viridiplantae, Streptophyta, Magnoliopsida, Caryophyllales, Amaranthaceae. The record is from RefSeq and is a predicted model, not a curated record.